AUGACUGAAGAAGAUUGGAGAUUGCCCAUAAUCAAUUAUCUGCAGUAUCCAAUCCUUCCCUAUGAAAAAAGGAUUAGAAUCACAACCUUAAACUACCUCAUGUGGAAUGGAGAUUUGGUCCGAAAGAGCAAAGAUGAGUUACUUUUGAGAUGCAUGGGGAAAAAAGAGUACAUGAAGGUCAUGGGAGAAGUCCAUGAAGGAAUCUGUGGAGCUCAUCAAGGUGGAAGGAAGACGUGCUGGUUAAUCAGAAGGUAUGGUUACUUCUGGCCAACUAUGAUGAAAGAUUGCAUUGAAUAUUCCAAAGGAUGUGAGGCUUGCCAAAGACAUGGACCAAUCCAGCAAGCUCCUUCAAUUCCCAUGAGUCCAGUGGUUAAGCCAUGGCUAUUCAGAGGAUGGGCAACAGAUCUCAUAGGCAAAAUCUAUCCAGCCAGUAGCAAACAACAUUGUUUCAUCAUUGUAGCUACAGACUAUUUCACCAAAUGGGUAGAAGCCAAGCCUGUUAAAUUCACUACGUCUCAAGAGAUCAUCAUCUUCAUAAAAUAA
This is a messenger RNA of Prunus armeniaca (apricot), 543 nucleotides long. NCBI's taxonomy places the organism in Eukaryota, Viridiplantae, Streptophyta, Magnoliopsida, Rosales, Rosaceae. The record is from the annotation of a GenBank genome assembly.